Anarrhichthys ocellatus (wolf-eel) is the source of this 3306-nucleotide messenger RNA. It is a transcript of the gene sh3bp5la, whose product is annotated as SH3-binding domain protein 5-like, a. Gene Ontology annotation, molecular function: protein kinase inhibitor activity. NCBI's taxonomy places the organism in Eukaryota, Metazoa, Chordata, Actinopteri, Perciformes, Anarhichadidae. Gene Ontology annotation, cellular component: cytoplasm. The record is from RefSeq and is a predicted model, not a curated record. Gene Ontology annotation, biological process: intracellular signal transduction. The transcript has 6 exons. Bases 493 to 1782 code for a protein of 429 amino acids.
CCGUUUCCAAACUGAUGCGCCUCUGUUUACUUCAUUUGCAAUGAUGAUGUGAGACCGAAACUGCUAGCUAGCUAGCCUAGCUAAAGUAAUGAGGAACCGGUAAGAGAUGGAGGAAAACACACAUGUGAUGGGGGGGACAUACUGACGGGCCUUUUACUGUUAAUAAUAGCUAUUUAUUCUCACCUGUUUGCUGUAGUUAAAGUAACCGUUUAAUGGCGGCGUUAGCCGGUUAGCGUACACGGCUGCAGGCUAGGCUAGCUGUGCAGUGGGUUCGUGUUUCGAUGUGAUUUGAUAUGGCACGCUGCAAACGCGACAACACUCGCCUACUCUGGAAGUAUUUCCUCCUUUAUCCCUGUUGAAUAACACAACCAAGCUUUUAGCAGGACGCGUUUUUUUUUUUUUUUUUUAGGUUUAAUUAGCCAUCACGUCUGCUGGCAGAAGCAACCUUUACAGCUAACGCCUCUUACUAGCGAAACUGUGUGUGGCACUGGAAUGGAGCCAGGCGACUUGCGUGAGAGCCCCGCCGGCUCCGGGGAGUCGGAUGCGGGGGACUGGAGGGAGGUUACUCCCGGUGGGGACGAGGAGGUCAAAACUGCCGAAACUAAUGGGACAACACCAGAGACGGCGCUCAGGGACACCUGCGAGGAAGGUGAUAAACAAUUACACAGCCCCUACGAGGAGGAACUGGACCCCAGAAUCCAGGAAGAGUUGGAGCAUCUCAAUGAAGCCAGUGCAGAAAUCAACAGACUGGAGCUGCAGUUGGAUGAUGCCAGAACAGGCUACCGGAAGAUCCUCACAGAGUCUGCCAGGAAGCUCAACGCUCAGAGCUCUCAGCUCGGUGGCUGCAUUGAGAAAGCAAGACCCUACUAUGAAGCUCGUCGCCUUGCGAAAGAGGCACAACAGGAGACCCAGAAGGCAGCUUUGAGCUAUGAGAGAGCAGUCUCUAUGCACACAGCUGCCAGGGAGAUGGUCUAUGUGGCAGAGCAGGGUCUGAUGGCUGAUGGCAAGAACACCCUGGAUCCCACCUGGCAGGAGAUGCUCAACCAUGCUACCUCCAAGGUGAACGAAGCCGAGGAGGAGCGACUUCGCAGUGAGAGGGAGCACAUGCGCGUCACACACGCCUGUCAGGAGGCCGAGGCUCGGGUUCAGAUGCUGCAAAAGUCCCUCAAAAGAGUCAUUGUGAAAUCCAAACCCUACUUCGAGCUCAAGGCCCAGUUCAACCACAUUCUGGAGGAGAACAAGGCCAUAGUGCUGCAGCUGGAACAGCACGUAGCCAAAGUGAAGACCCGCUACUCCAUCGCCUUACGAAACCUGGAGAAAAUCAGUGAGCAGAUUCACGCUCAGAGGGGGAGGGGCCCGGCAGAGGGAGGGCGCACCACUCUCUGCGGUGGGCGGAGCCCCCCCGUUGGAGCCGAGUCCGACAUCAGAGUUCAGAAAGAAGGCGGAGCCUGCGGCGGUGGUGCGACGGGGCCGGGUCGGGUGGACACAUCCAUCGACCUGGAGAAAUACAAGGAGAAUGAGAAGGAGAAGGAGAGGGAGAGGGAGCGGGCAGGGUCGGAUUCCCUUUCGGUCUUCAGCCUGCAGACCAUCGCUUCCGACUUGGAGAAAUAUGACUCCAUUGAGCACCUCGGGAACCUCAGCGAUGUCGGGAGCGUAACUGGGGAUGAGGGCGAGAAAGAGAGAGGCGGAGUGAUGGAUAGAAGAGACAAGCUGGCUGAAGCAACCACCAAAGAGCGCCAGCAGCAGUUCUACAAGCAGCAUCACCGAAGCUUCAGUUUGUGAGGCUGUCAUAGAUAUAAACACGCUAUAAACACUGCAGAAGCAAAGUGAGUUAUGAAAAUAAACUACCAAUUAGGGUAAGCAUCCCGAAAACAUAGGUACCAACCAAAGUAUAAGUCAGUGAAUAGCUGUAAAACUGGAUUGCUGCAGUUGUAGGUGUACGAUAUGAGUUUAUGGUGUAAAUAAGCACACGUAUGUUGACUGACAAUACAUUAUUCUAACGCUGACACUGAUCAAUAGUUAAUAUUCCUGCCUGGUUACAACACUACUGGAAGCUAAAGAGCUUUCAAAACUCCAGGACAAGUAUACUGUAUAUUGAGGGAUUCUGGGUAGAAUUUGUUCCUUGAGCAUGAAGGAACAGUGAAGAAUGAUCAAAAGACGACGUUGAUCUAAUGUGGUGAGACUAGUGAAAACAAAACCCUCCAUUGUUUCCCCUCCCAGUCGUGUCGAGUCUUAUCAGCGAUUGCUUCAAGGUAGGGGGGUUUGCAGGGUCUCUUCAUAGACACUCGUAUCCACCCUCAUCAAGUUAGUGUGCAAGGAAAAAUGACAAAAGCGAUUCUGUCAGCGCAGGGUGAAAGCAUGUUUGAAAUCACAUUUCAUAUAUUUAUUUCCAGUAACAUGCUGCAAGCAGUGUUUUGGUAAUUUUAGCACGAGACAAUGCGUUUAUUGAAAGUUCCUGAAAUGAAUGGAGUCUGAAGAUGAUAAUGAGUCCUUCUACUCAGACAGCAUGCGCUCCUUGUUCCCUAUCUAAACAGACACUUAUGACAUGUAUUCAGGGCUCUAUGCUGAAAGUAAAACUGAAACCAUUAAAGCUAAGAUGAUGAAGCUGCAGCCAUGUUUUCUUUUUAAUGUCGUAUGGCGCAAAAACCUUUCCCCAACUUUGUGUUAUUCGGAUAUUGUUUACAUGUGUACAAGUGGAUUUCUUUGGCAGCAAAUGCAUUUCCUCUUUUGUUUGCCUUUUUAAAAACAGUUUGCCCGUGUUGUGAUUUGAAGUGUGCCUUGAUACAGAACAAGCAACACAUUUAGCAUGAGUGGCACUUUGCUGUAAUCUCAUCUGUAGUUGUGUUUAGAACCAUUUCAUUCAUUUGUGUGUCUGCGCCCUUUUUAUGAUUUUUGGAACACUAAUAAUCUAAGUCACCCAGGCGCCGAAUCCUUGAAGAGGUCUGAUUUCUGUAUUUUCUUUUUAUGAUAUUGUACUUUGAUUUUCUGAGUGUGAGACGCGAAACGACGAAGUCAAGAAAUGACUUGUAAAUGUAUGUAAUUAUUACAAAGCUGGAAAAUAUUGACAUGUACAGCUACAUGUGUUAAUGGACGUGAAUGUUGGUUGUACAUAUGUUUUCUGGAUGCUCACAGUUUGUCAUGUGUAUUUAAAUCAUCGUUGCAGUUAAUCUGAGAAAACCUCACCUUCACUUCUGUCUUAACAAUUAGUCUUCACCCUAUUAAUGGCAUUUGUGAUUUAGUCAGAAUGUCACUUUCCAAUUUAUGCAUUGUCAUAUCUAUAAUCAAUAAACCAAAUCAUACUUCUUG